UUUUUGUGUUCUCUUCAGUGAUAUCAAUCCAAAAACCAAAGACAUCACAAUUGACAUAUACAACUAUGAAAAAACUGAGAAAGAUUCUAACUGUCAUAUGGGCGACAAUGAGCUUACAGAAGAGCAAGAUGACUACCUUGGUCAGGUGAUUGUGCCUCUGUCAACUGUAAACAGAGACCAGACCUGCCGUCUGAUCCUCCCUGUUCUGCCCAAGUCAUCAAAGAGUGAACAUUCUAAAGGAGACAUCACCUUAGAGUUCACUUUUGAUAAGGAUGGAAAAGUUAUUGAUGCCACACUGCCUCUUGUUAGCGGGUUUGAGCGAAAAAGACUGUCGAGUGAUCCUGAGGGACCUAGUGCCCAGAGCACCCCAUCAGAAGAGGCAGCCUCGGUUUUCAUGAACGGUGAGGAACCUGGUGUGGAGUUAAACGGACACAUUCCAGUUCGUAAACGCUACAUAGAGUCAAGUCUGGAUGAACUGGCCAUGGAGAUCGAAGCUUAUGAAGCAAACGAAGAAAGACCUAAGCCUGCUGAAUAUCAUCACAAUGGAGAUAGCACUGAUGAACAACAUGCCGAGCCUGAAUCACCCAAGGAACCGCCUGCACCAAUUGCUGUCAUAGCAACACCAGAAGCUGGGCCAUCUCACGAGAAGGUGGAGAUAGAAGAACCUGUUGAGGAACCGGUUAAAAUGCCUAUCGAGGAAACACCUGAUGUUACUGAGGUGGAGAUUGAGAAGAAAGAAACAGAAGAGGAACCUCGAGAGGAAACUCGAGAAGAACCCCAAGAGGAACCUCAAGAGGAAGAUAAGAAAGAGGAAGAUAAGAAAGAGGAAGAGAAUCAAGAAGAAAAAGAAGACGAAAGUGAGAGAACAAAAGAACAAGAAGAAGUCGCUGAAACGAAGCCUAAGACGCGAAGGUCUUUUAGGUUAUUUAAAAGAAAACAAACUGAUAAGAAAGCUAUUAAGGAUGAAGAGAAAGUUGUGGCAAGUGAAGAACCAGAAGGAGAAAACAAAGAAACGCAAGAAGAAGUUGAGAAAGAGGAAAUUGCAGAAGAAGAAGAAGACAAGAAAGAAAGUGUAAACGAGGAUGAGAAAGAAGAUACACAAGAACAGGAAGUCACAAACGAACCAGAAACUGAGAAAACACAAGAACAGGAAGAGAUGCUGGAGCAAGCUUCAGAACUGAACACAAAACCUAAGCUGCGUAGAUCGUUUAAUCUUUUUAGGAAAAGACCAGUAAGCAUGAGCGCAGCAGAUAGGAGCGGGACAGACAAGGACGAAGAAAAUGUCCUGUCUAGGGAUGAUCCAAUCAGACACUCUUAUCAUGCAGGGGAUCUGCCCGUCCCAGACCCCUCCAACUUGCGUAAAUCAACCAGUCAGUCUUCACUUCUCAGCUACUCACCCAAUCCGUACUCUACAUUGGUUAUUGAGUCAGUGCACAACGGCAAGAAGAAAUAUUCACACAUUCCACCUGUCAUGGCCAAAAGACAAGCUUACGAGAAAGGAGGCAACAAGCUGCACAUCUACAAUGAUCACAUUUUCACAGCAGUCCACUUCUCUGGAAGCCCUCCAGAAUGCGGUGUAUGCGGGAAAGCAAUCAAAGGAAAAAUCGGAAAACAAGGCUAUCAGUGUAGAGAAUGUAAAUUGGUGACACACAGGAAUUGCCAUUACGAGACCACAGCCAUGUGCACAAGUGAUGCAGUUAAACACCUUGACAUAGAAUAUGUUGGAGACACCGAGGUCUGACAAAGAAGAACAACGACUUGUUACAGAUUCUCUCACGGAAACGACCUAACCACUCAAUUCCUUCUUUCAUAUCGUUCGUAGAUAGAAAUUAAUGCCUUCAAAUUAAACUUAAAAGUGAAACUAUAUGUAAACAAAGGUAAGAGUAGAUGCUCUGUGCUAAUAAUGACUGACUUUAUGAACUGAAAGUGUUGUACCAAAUAGUGCAGAAGAGCUCAUUACAGAAAAAUAGAGGGCCUGAGACGAGAGUGAGUGCGCGUGUACGAGUAUUAUGGGGCUAGUUUUGUUUUAGUGGGGAGUGGAGGAUGAUGAAAGAAACAGUAAAAUUGAAAAACAAAACUCUAAUUGUCACUCGACCCGCUGUCCCUUCCCUUAGUGUUAGCAAUCACCAGUUGGGCCAACUUUUUGACUCGCCCCAGUUCUCCUCGUUUGGCCACAACGUAAAUGUAGAAACCAUCCAGCUUCAAACCCAAAAACAGUCUUUCAAGCGCCCGCGCGUUCUCGGCGUUUUCUUAAUUAUGUUGUUUCGCUUUGUUACGGUUACACCAUUGGAAACCGGUUAGAAAAGGCACCUUAGAAAGUUGUUGUGUCAUAAUUGCGUGUUUGAUAAAAUGAGGACGUGACCAUAAGCAUCUUAUCACCCAAAGGUGACCUCUAAAGAUGCUUAAGUUGACUAAGUUGACCUCUAAAUAUGCUUUCGUGCCAAAGUGAUAACUCUUCAUGUAGGUUGAUAAUCGGACUCUUCUUGGGAUGGGGAAAGAGAGUUCAGGAGUUAGAACCAAGUAUUGAAGCCGUCAGGGUUCGCUUCUUUUGCACUCAGGUCUUUUUGUGUGGGUGGGGUGAGGAUGUCUUAGAGUUUCGGGUUUAUUGUCAUUACAAACUGUUAUCAUCAUUGUGCCCAUAUUUAUUGCUCGAAGUAGCCGAAAAUCGCAACUCCAUGAGGACAAAAAGUCCAAUAUCAAUGUAUACUUAGAGUAGAAAAGAGCCAUUAACAAUCUUCAUUGAAAGGAUGUAACUAAAAAGUAAAUCAAUACCAUUUAUGCUAGGAGNGGGGGGGGGGGGG
Messenger RNA from Orbicella faveolata, 2801 nucleotides. RefSeq lists its product as uncharacterized. NCBI's taxonomy places the organism in Eukaryota, Metazoa, Cnidaria, Anthozoa, Scleractinia, Merulinidae. The record is from RefSeq and is a predicted model, not a curated record.